AUUAGUCAUGAUAUGUCACCAUCCAUACGUGAUCGAUACAGCGAGGCUACGAGCUUUUCUGUAUCUCGAUCGCGUAUUAAAAGGCUGUUGAAGCAUCGAGGAGCAGAAUGAGACCAAACUCCAACAUCCCGCUCUUUUGCAACGCCUCCGCAUCUCGCCCUCAAUAUGGCCAACCGGUUCAUUGCCCUUCCCAAGAGCGGGAUCAAUCUGUUUUACCGCGAAUGGGGAUCAAGCAACGCCCCCGUUAUGGUUCUUUUGCAUGGAUUCCCUUCAUCAUCACAUCAAUACCGCAAGCUCGCCCCUCUGUUGACAACGAAAUACCGGGUCAUCGCUCCCGAUCUCCCAGGAUUCGGCUUCACCGAAGUCCCCGCCGGCGCAAAGUACACUUUCAGCCUGCUUGCCGAUACCGUGGCAGAGUGGCUCGACGCCCUCAAAAUUCCGAAGUUCACCGUCUACGUCUUUGACUACGGUGCGCCAACUGCCUUUCGCCUCGCCCUGCAGCGGCCACAGGCGAUUGAGGCCAUCAUUACGCAGAACGGCAAUGCUUACGAGGAGGGACUGGGAGGCGUUUGGGCACCACUGCAAGAGUUUUGGGCGAGCCCCAACGGCCCUGAAGAUCGCCAGAAGAUCAAAGGCGGCUUCCUCAAUGCGGAUAUAACCAAAUUUCAGUACGUUAACGGCACCCCCGACCCGAGCACCAUCGGCCCAGAAUCGUACACGCUCGACCAGGCCCUGAUGGAACGUUCCGGCAAUAAGGAGAUCCAGUGCGAUCUAUUCUUGGAUUAUGCGACCAACAUCCCGCUGUACGCCAAGUUCCAGGAGUACUUUCGGACCUCGCAAGUUCCAUUACUUGCUGUAUGGGGAAAGAAUGAUAUCUUUUUCAUCCCGCCCGGCGCCGAGGCGUUUAAGCAGCACUUGCCCAAGGCGGUUGUGAAGCUGAUUGAUGCUGGUCACUUUGCAGCCGAGACUCAUCCGGAGGAGAUUGCAAGGGAGAUUUUGCAGUUCUUGGGAUAGUGUGGAGACAGCUGAGCUGGGGUCGGAAAAGGCGCGGUGAUGGCGUUAGAUUGGCCGGUCAGUGACAGAUCGUCUAAUGAAUGUGAUGAGUUUCAUGUGUGCUGCACGUCGUCCAAGGUUCAGACCGCAGAACCGACAGCCUGUUGAGGCCAGUAACGUCCGAAUGUGAACGCCUCUGUC
Neohortaea acidophila is the source of this 1194-nucleotide messenger RNA. Its product is annotated as putative hydrolase. Bases 166 to 1014 code for a protein of 282 amino acids. The record is from RefSeq and is a predicted model, not a curated record. The transcript has a single exon. Lineage: Eukaryota; Fungi; Ascomycota; Dothideomycetes; Mycosphaerellales; Teratosphaeriaceae. Gene Ontology annotation, molecular function: epoxide hydrolase activity.